AUGCGCGCUGAACCACAGCAUCACCCCUCACCUUCCGGUCAUUCACUCGGCAACAGCAACAAGCCAGAUUCAGAGGCCCGGACUGAGGUAGGCAGUAGUGGAAGGGUUGCUCCUCAUUUCUACCAGCACAUGCAGGCUUUAAUAUUUGCAGUUGAGGAGAUUAAUGAUCACCCUGAGCUACUUCCCAACAUUACCCUUGGCUUCCAAGUGUUUGACACUUGCUUUAAUUUACGAAAAGCAGCACACGGGACCCUCUCAAUGCUUUCCGGAGGGAAUGAAACCACCACUAAUUAUCACUGUAACAAACUGUCACCUCUUGCUUCUAUAAUUGGGGAUUCAGGGUCCUCAGUUUCAAUUAUAAUGGCCCAGAUCUUGGGACUCAACCGAUACCCACAGAUCAGUUAUUUUGCAACCAGUCCAAUUCUCAACAACCGUAACCUGUUUCCUUCCUUUUUCCGUACCAUACCUAGCGAUGAAUUUCAAAUGAAAGGUCUAGCCCAGCUGGUCUCUCAUUUUGGUUGGUCUUGGGUUGGUCUUCUUGUCACUGAUAAUGAUUAUGGUCAAUUUGGACUUCAGAUGAUAAAGCAGGAAAUAAUAAAUAGUGGAGCCUGUGUAGCCUUUGUUGAGAAUAUCUUGACUGGUCAACCUAACAGGAAUGCUCCUCGUAUCGUCCAAGUCAUUAGAGAAUCAACAGCAAAGGUUGUGGUGGUAGUAGAUGCUGAAUCCUCCUUUGUAAUUGUGUUGGAAGAGCUGUUAAGACAGAAUGUAACUGGAAUUAUGUGGGUAGCCAGUGAGGCUUGGGCAACUUCAGCUGUACACUCUGAAAACAGAUUCAAAGGGGUCGUAGUUGGCACUCUUGGUUUUGCUAUCCACGGUGGUCAAUUGCCAAUGUUCUCUAAAUACCUCAACAGCCUCAGUCCUUCAGAUAUGCUUUUUGAUUCAUUUAUAAAAGAAUAUUGGGAGCAGAGCUUUUCCUGUAAGUGGCUCAGUCAGGAGAAUUUGGCAACUUUGCUGGAGAAUGACACAAUACGAGCAUGUACAGGGAAUGAAACUCUAGAGAACAUAACACCGGAAUUUUAUCACAGGGCAUCCCUCAAUGUAUACAAUGCAGUUUAUGCAAUUGCCUGGGCCCUACAGAAUUUGAUUCUUUGUGUUCCUGGAAAUGGACCAUUUGAUCAUGGUACUUGCACCAACAUUUCUUCAUUUCAACCUUGGCACCUUCUUCACUAUAUCAAAAAUGUAUCCUUCCAGACUACAUAUGAUAGCCAAGUAUUUUUUGAUGCAAAAGGUAACCCUCCAGCUGUAUAUGACAUUGUAAAUUGGCAUGUUCCUCUUUCCAAUUGCAGCCCAAGUUGUCCUCCCGGGUUUAGAAGGGUGAUGGUAACUGGAAAAUCGCCUUGCUGCUAUGAGUGUGCUUUGUGCCCCCUAGGACAGACAUCAAACCAAACAGAUUCAGUGAAAUGUCACUUAUGUUCCUGGGACACAUGGCCAAAUCUGCAAAGAGACAAAUGCUUACCAAGAACCACAGAGUUUCUUUCCCGUGAAGAACCUUUGGGUUAUGGAUUAUCAGCAAUUUCCAUCUUCUCGUCUCUUGUUCCACUAGUUAUACUGUUCAUUUUUAUAUAUUAUAAAACAACACCAGUUGUCAGAGCCAAUAACUAUUCCCUUAGUUGCCUUCUCCUGCUCUCCCUGUUCCUUUGUUUCCUUUGCUCUUUAGUUUUCAUUGGUUACCCACAGCCUCAAAUGUGUCUUCUACGUCAGGUGGCAUUUGGGAUGGUUUUCACUGUAUGUAUCUCCUGUGUUCUGGCCAAAACCAUCACUGUAGUUAUUGCAUUUAAUGCAACCAAACCAGGCAGUAGGUUAAGACAAUGGACAGGAGUAAGAGUGUCCUACUUUGUUAUUGUGUUAAGCACCUUUAUUCAGUUGGUCAUAUGUGUUUCUUGGCUUUUCUUAUUCCCUCCUUUCUCUGAGCUUGACACUGACACAAAACCUGGAGUCAUCAUUGCUAACUGCAAUGAAGGGUCACCCACUGCUUUCUGGUGCAUGCUGGGAUAUCUUGGAUUUUUGGCCACCAUAAGUUUCAUUGUUGCCUUCCUGGCCAGACGUCUCCCUGAUAGUUUUAAUGAAGCCAAAUUUAUCACAUUCAGUAUGUUGGCUUUCCUCAGUGUCUGGGUGUCCUUUAUCCCGGCCUAUCUCAGUGCACAUGGCAUGUAUACUGUGGCAAUGGAGGUCUUUGCUAUUUUAUCUUCCAGCUGGACUGUGAUGCUCUGUAUUUUUGUGCCAAAAUGUUUCAUAAUAUUGUUGAGACCCAACAUGAACUCUAGAGAACAUCUCAUGGGUAAAGUCAAAGGUCAAAAAUAAAAAAGCGUUGAGAUAUAUAAAAGGUGAAAAUUAGUAACCCUCGUACCAAAUUAUAGAUCUCUACAUAAAGCAUAAAACUA
Molecule: messenger RNA, 2441 nt
Organism: Xenopus laevis (African clawed frog)
Lineage: Eukaryota; Metazoa; Chordata; Amphibia; Anura; Pipidae
Product: extracellular calcium-sensing receptor
Exons: 6
Coding region: 1-2361 (786 amino acids)
Source: RefSeq, a predicted model, not a curated record